This is a messenger RNA of Arabidopsis arenosa, 1000 nucleotides long. The record is from the annotation of a GenBank genome assembly. NCBI's taxonomy places the organism in Eukaryota, Viridiplantae, Streptophyta, Magnoliopsida, Brassicales, Brassicaceae.
AUGAGUUGACUCAUUUUUUCACUUCAAAAGAAAAAAAAAAGAAGAGAAUUCUCAAAACGUUGAAUUUGUAACUCUUCACUUUCUUCUGUCAAUCUUUAAUGGCCUCUGAGGAGAGCAUGAUGAUGAAUUCUUCUUCCAUUAUAGACGAAGAGUAUGAAGAUACAGAUGAUGGGUUUCAUUACCAGACAAGGCAAAACAGUUUGUCUAGGUUAUCUAUAUGCACAAGCUCCUUCCACGAAGACGAUGAAGAUCAUCCUUCAGAGUUGGGUAAUUUCAUCUCUACGUUGUCUCUAGAGAGCUUCAAUGAUGACGUCGGAGCCGAAGCUGACGGAGAAAUCUCCGAUGACGGUGACGAAUCGGAUUCCGACAAGGAAUCUUCCGGAUUCUACUCUCUCCCGACGAUCACAUCUCGCCGGAGAAGAAAACUCACAGUUUCCGGCGGUUUAGAAACGAGCAAAGAGAGUGCGACGAAAAUCGAUGGAAGUAAGUGUAAUAUAGUUAGUCAACGGAGGGUAUUAAGGGAAAAGAGUAAAAGGGGGAAUCAGUACGGUCACUGGUUUAACGGCGUGGAGAGAGACAGUGACGGCGGAGGAGGAGGAGGAGAGUUGACGGUGUUAACGAAGGUGAGAGGAGGGAAGAAGUCAAUGAAGAUGGGGUUUGAAGAAGUGAAAGCUUGUAGAGAUCUCGGGUUCGAACUGGAUGUUCCGGGUCGGGUUUCAAUAUCCCCCGGGUCAAACCGAGAGACUAGUAGUGGCGGCAACUCUCCCAUUGCCAACUGGCGUAUCUCAAGUCCUGGGGAUGAUCCGAAAGAGGUUAAGGCGAGAUUAAAGAUGUGGGCACAAGCAGUAGCUUUAGCUUCUGCGUCACGUUAAGCUUCUUAUUACUCUCUUCUGCUCUAUUAGGGUCUUGUCUUUCAAAAUUUUAGCUUUUUGUUCCUCAAGUCUUUUCUUGUAUCAGUAACUCGUUUUAUGGGUUUCUUGUAUAAAUAUGAAAGCUACAC